GCGCCCGCCCUUCCCGGCGCGCCUCGCUCUUCCUGGAUACUGAGGCUUUGCGGCGGCCGCGCGGACCCGCGGCGGGAGCGCAGGGUCCGAGGCGCGUGGGCUGGGUUCCUGGGUCCCGCCCCGCCGCGGGAGAGCCAGGCUGCGAGGGGCCCUCAUCCCCGCCCCUGGCGGAUGCCCCGCUCCCGGGUUCCCUGCGGGAGCGGCCGGCUGCCCACCACCGCCCCCCGCCGUCAUGGGGUCUCCCUCCCGGAGAGCCAGUUCGGUUUGUCCCUCGAUGCGCGGCUGCUGAGGACCUCGGGGCCCUCGUGCUCCACCCUGAGCUGCCUGGCGCCGUAGGCCCCCACGGGAGGGGCCCUGAGGGAGGGGGCCUGGCCGCGCCCGCGGGCCCGCGGCGAGGGGCGUCCCUGCGAGCGUGCCAUGGAGGAGUUCCGGCACUGCUACAGCCGGCUGUGCCGGGAGAGCGGGGCCGAGCCCCAGGAGACUGUCCUGCAGAAACUGCAGGAGCUGCCGCGGGGCCGGCUGGACCUGGCCACCCAGAGCCUGACGGUGGACACCUGCCGGGCCUUGGGCAAGCUGCUGCAGAAGGAGGCUCUGCUGACCGAGCUCAUCCUGAGCGACUGCAUGCUGAGCGAGGAAGGGGCCACACUGCUGCUCCAGGGGCUGUGUGCCAACACCAUUGUGCGGUUUCUAGAUCUAAAGGGCAAUAACCUCCAAGCUGCGGGCACUGAGGCUCUGGGACUACUUCUCCGACAGAACAAGUCCAUUCAGAGCCUCACCCUCGAGUGGAACAACCUGGGCACGUGGGAAGAUGCCUUUGCCGCCUUCUCCAGGGCCCUGGCAGGCAAUGGCACUCUCAGGCAGCUCGACCUCCGUAACAACCAGAUCAGCCACAAGGGCGCGGAGGAGCUGGCCUUGGCCCUGACCUGUAACGCCAGCCUCCAGCAGCUGGACCUGCGCUGGAAUAACAUCGGCCUCCUGGGGGGCCGGGCCCUGGUGAACUCUCUGCCCCGCAACAGAGCCCUGUGGAGACUGGAGCUGGCUGGGAACAACAUCCCAGGCGACGUCCUCAGAGCCGUGGAGCAAGCCAUGGACCGCAACCGGGAGCGGCAGACCACUUCCCGAGAGAACCAGGCCCGCGCCCAUGUGCUCAGCAAGGAGGUACAGCACCUCCAGGAAGAGAAGUCCAGGCAGUUUCUGGACUUGAUGGAGACGAUCGAUAAGCAGAGAAAAGAGAUGGCCAGGAGCAGCAGGGCGUCCGCCGCAUGUGUGGAGCAGCUUCAGGAAGCCCUGAAUGAGAGACAUUCUGUCAUCAAUGCCCUCAAGGCCAAGCUGCAGAUGGCGGAGGCCGCCCGGGCUCUGUCCGAGCAGAAGGCCCAGAGCCUGGGGGAGCUCUUGGCUGCCGCAGAGCAGGAGCAGCAGAGCCUGGCGCAGAAGCAGGCGAAGGAGCACAGGCUAGAGCAGCAGGAGGCGGCAGAGCGGGAGUCUAAGCUCCUCAGAGACUUAUCCGCUGCCAACGAGAAGAACCUGCUUCUGCGAAACCAGGUGGACGAGCUGGAGCGGAAGGUGAGGUCUCGGCAGGAGCAGCUGUUCCUGGCCCGGCAGGAGCUGAGCAGCAAGACGGCGGAGCUGAAGAUGCGGGCCAGCCAGGCCGAGGAGCGUCUGGAACUGGAGAAGAAACGGUCCCGACAGAGCUUGGAAGACUUGGAGCAGCUGCGGGCCAAGGAGGUGGAACACAUGACUCGUCACCUGGAAGAGAGUGAGAGGACCAUGCAGGAAAGGGUACAGCGGCUGGAGGCCUCGCGCCUAUCCCUGGAGGAGGAGCUGAGCCGGGUGAAGGCGGCGGCUCUCAGCGAGCGCGGCCAGGCUGAGGAGGAGCUCAUCAAGGCCAAGAACCAAGUCCGUCUGGAGGAGCAGCAGCGCCUGGCUCAACUGGAGGAGAAGCUGCGGCUGCUGGCGCAGGCUCGGGACGAGGCUCAGAGCGCCUGCCUGCAGCAGAGGCAGACAGUGGCCGAUGCCCAGGCCCGGGCCAGCCAGCUGGGCCUGCAGGUGGAAGGCCUGAGGCGGCGCCUGGAGGAGCUACAGCAGGAACUGAGCAACAAGGACCAAGAGAAGGUGGCGGAGGUGAGCAGGGUCCGGGUGGAGCUGCAGGAGCAGAACGGCCGCCUGCAGGCCGAGCUGGCAGCCCAGGAGGCGCUGAGAGAGAAGGUGGCGGCCCUGGAGCGCCGGCUGAAAGUGACCGCAAGCGACCACCGGGAGGCGCUUCUGGACAGGGAGAGCGAGAACGCCUCUCUCCGGGAGAAACUUCGGCUCAAGGAGGCAGAGAUCGCUCGGAUCCGGGAGGAAGAGGUCCAGAGGGCCAGCUUCCUGCAAAACGCUGUCCUGGCUUACGUGCAGGGGUCUCCUCUGAGGGCUAUGAGCCCCCCGAAGUGAAGGGAGGCAGGAGCCUGGGGGGAGGCAGGAGGGCAGCACCUCCCAGAGGUCUGUGGGUCCCAUCCGUGCCCGUCACUUUCUUAAAACAGCCUGGCAGGGAGUCUGCCGCUGGGAUCCGGGGCUCGUGGGAUCAGUGAGUAGGGACCGCUGCUGCUCACCACCGGGGAGCCCGGCUCAGCGAGCCCAGGGCCACCGGCCUCGAUGUCUAGAGUGGGCACCCCUCCGGGCCCUCCCAGGGUCCUUCCUUCCUCCGGUCCCGGGAACAUGAAGCACGCAGGGGGAAGAAAACAAGGAAGAGUCGUCCCUGCUCCGGGGCAGCCCCUUCUCGCUGGCGGGGCGGCCCGUGAAACGUGCCCACACAGGCCCCUUUUACAACUGACCGUGCGCAGCGGCUGCCCCGUCCGCUGGGUCUCUUGAAAUACAGAACUUUUGCAACUUGUGA
Mustela lutreola (European mink) is the source of this 2872-nucleotide messenger RNA. It is a transcript of the gene LRRC45, whose product is annotated as leucine rich repeat containing 45. Gene Ontology annotation, molecular function: protein binding. The record is from RefSeq and is a predicted model, not a curated record. NCBI's taxonomy places the organism in Eukaryota, Metazoa, Chordata, Mammalia, Carnivora, Mustelidae. Gene Ontology annotation, cellular component: centrosome. The transcript is spliced from 17 exons. Bases 418 to 2430 code for a protein of 670 amino acids.